Molecule: messenger RNA, 1671 nt
Organism: Cucurbitaria berberidis CBS 394.84
Lineage: Eukaryota; Fungi; Ascomycota; Dothideomycetes; Pleosporales; Cucurbitariaceae
Product: FabD/lysophospholipase-like protein
Exons: 3
Coding region: 1-1671 (556 amino acids)
Biological process (GO): arachidonate metabolic process
Cellular component (GO): membrane
Source: RefSeq, a predicted model, not a curated record
AUGGCUAGCAAGUCACUGGAUUUUAGGCUCGUCCGGUACUCGCCAGUCGAAGGCACGCAUUAUUUUCACGAUCCUGCAUAUCCCUCGACUAUUCAAUUCUUGUUAUCGGGAAAUUGGGAGUCGUGGGACGUAGGCUGGGUCAGAUACAAAGCUCAAGAUCCGGAAAUCAGACGCAUGGCAGAAGAAGCUGAGGCUCGCCUUGUUCAAGACCCAGAAUCUGGCUACCAACCGUGGCCAUCACCACCUCCUCCAGGCCCCCCACCUGCUCCGGACUACGGCCGUGCGCCCCCUCAACCAUCUACUGAGUAUACACCUUCACCACCGGUAGCAGACCUGAUACCUCUGUCGCCUUCUCCCGAUCACAAUCCGUCGGCUCCAAGCCCCAAUCCGGUGUGGCCUCUUGAACGCGGCUCCUCUUUGUCCACCUCGGAUGUGAUUCCUUAUUCUUCCCCAUAUGGUCCACCUUUCCCAAAUUCCAAUUCGGUGCAAGCGCCAGCAGUAAUUACGACACUGGCCCCGACAGUUCCUACCAACGAAGCUAGCUCGAGUACGAACUUCCGGCAACCACAGCAACCACAGGAUCUACAACAUGUGACCCCACCCCCAGGCCCUUAUAUCCAACCAGCUGCACCUGUGGGAGUAGUCUUAUCACGAAAACGCGAAACGAAGGUUAUGCUUUCGAUUGAUGGCGAUGGCAUCCGCGGGCUUUCAGCUCUCCUGCUGAUAGAAUCGCUCGUCAAUGCAGUAUGUGUCAAAGUUGGUCAGCGACUUGAUCCGCACCAGAUCUUUGAUCUGACAGGUGGCAACUCCCUGGGCGGAGUGAUCGCUAUAUUGCUGUGUCGACUCCGUAUGCAAGCACACCGAGCUAGGGAAGCCUACAAGCAGAUUUCGAGACAGGUAUACUUGAACAAAAGAGACUUUUUUAUCUCCCUACAUCCUUACAGUCAGUCACUGAACGUUGAUGGUAAGGCUCUCGAGGCUGAAAUCAAGAGGGUUAUACAACAAGAGCUAGGCAAUCAAGAUGAGUUACUCUUGGAUUUAAGCGAAGAAUCUGGCGAUGUAUUUGUCAUUGCGACCCACAUUGAGAUUGGUGCGAACAGAGCUGCCUUGAUGCGUUCCUACCAGACCCGACGUAUCACUGGCCCUGAGCUUGAUGCAAACAUGCCCAUCUGGCAAGCGAUGAAAGCUACAUCGAUAGCUCCACGGUAUGUCAAUCAUCGGCUGGUCAUCGAGCCAGGUCUGGUGGACCAUGGCACAGCGAAGAAUAACCCCGUUCGCGACAUUCUCUACGAGUGCCGCAAGCUGUUCCGUUACAGCAAUGAUAUGACGAUCAUCAUUUCCAUCGGCACCGGCAUUGGGCUUGAUCAAGAGAACGAAAUUCUUGAGAUGGCGAAUAGCAUCGAAGAUAGGAAUAAGGAGGCAAGAGUAUGCGGUCAGAGGUUUGAAGUGGAACACGAGGCUUUGAUGGGAAGGAACUGGAUGAAGUACUUCAGAUUCAACGUCCCGGGCCUGGAGGAUGUGCCACUCGAGGAGUGGUGCCAUGAGGACUUGAUCAAGGAGAAGACGUCGGCGUACCUAGCGCAGCCGGAAGUUGGAGAAAAGUUUUAUGCUUGUGUGGAUGCCAUUGCACAACUAUUGCUGGGACGACCGGGGCGGCAUCAGGAUGCGUAA